AUGAUUCCCCACUUAGCGACUUUCUGCCCAUUUUCUCGUUUCACUCAGUUACUGACAGUUGGCCUUUUGCAAGGAGAAAAAGUGUCUAGAAGCUUCUAUGUGGAGUCACGCAGGCCAAAGGCACGAGUUGCAGAUAAGAACGCUCAUCAUCUUGUUGAAUGUUUCGAUGAUUUUCAUAGUAUCAGAUGGACGCUCUCCGCCAAGUACACAUUUGCUUUGCUUGUAUUCGACAACCCAGAUUUGACGGAAAUAGCAUUCAAAGAGAAACUAAGAUAUGAUAAAUCAAGUGUCUUAAUAAGAGCGAACCCGAAACUCACCAAUGUAAAAGGCGUAAAGAUUGAUUAUGGUGGUCCUACAGAUUGCACCAUCAGUACGUCGAAAUCUGUUCGCAACUGCAAAGUAGUAGUUGGAGAUGUUGGAAUGGAGCAUCUAUCUUCCAAAGCUUUUGAAAAUGUAGAAGAAGUAAUUGGAACAAUUCGCGUCGAGCAUUCGAACGUUCCUUACCUAAACGCGCUAGACAGCCUCAAACUCGUUGGCUGGAAAAAACCCGCACUCAAAAUCUUAUACAAUAAACGACUUGUUGACAUAAGCUCUUUACUAACAAUGGAUAUACAAUCUAAAGCUCCGGCAAUCGAAAUCAGGGGCAACCCAAAUAUUUGCCAUAAUAUAGUGGAAAGGAAUAAAAUCAAAGAAUGGUUAACAAAAAAAGGAAGCUCUGUUAAAUUUAGUGAUCGAUGUCUGAAAUCGUGCCCUGGUGGGACAGUAACAGGUGGCUAUUUAGCAGGAAUCGAAAAACACUGUAAUACUAUAGCAGGAAAUUUGAUCGUCGACGGUUUGAAAAAGAUUCCGGACAGCAUUGUAAAACUGGAACAAGUGGAGAAGAUCGACGGUCGCGUGUUCGUCACUAACAACGAAGCACUCAGAAAACUACAUUUUCUCAAGAAUGUCGUAAAAAUCAGCGGUGCUCACGCUCAGUCUGGCUCAAAAGGGAAGUCUAAGCUUUCUAUUCAUAGUAUGAAGGCGCGAGAUAGACGCCGCUUAAUAAUACAAGGAAACCCGAACUUGGCUGAAAUACAAUUUAACGAACAACUGCAUCUUGGAACUUAUGAAGCUUUUAUAAAGUUGAACCCAAAGUUAAAGGCUGUCUAUGUCAAAGGAGCAAGUUUUCGCUUUGACCUUGGAGAUGCAAGAGACUGCCUCGCAAGUUCUGCGAAGAACAGUUAUUGCAGAACAGUGAUUGGAGAUGUUCGGUAUGAUGAGUUAGACUCUAAAGUUUGGAAACGAAUUGAAAAAGUUGAUGGGCGCGUACUUAUUACAAACACAAAGCUAAGAGAUCUGGACUCUCUCAGAGACCUAAAAAUCACUUCAUAUAUAUCACCAGCUUUGACCAUAGAAGACAACGAAAAGCUUGUCGACAUCAGUGCCUUGCUGACCAUGGACAUUGCUUCGUACCCACCAGUCAUAAGCAUUUCCAACAAUCCUCGCAUAUGUCACAAUAUUGCGGAGAGGAAGCAACUAGAAGCACGUUUGCGGAAAUGGAACGCUCGCGUGAAAUUUGUUGAAGACUGCUUGUUAUCAUGUCCUGGAGGAAAGGUGUCGAGAAGUUAUCUUGAAAGCUUCGAUAAACGCUGCAACGUUGUCAAGGGGAAUCUAGUCAUUAGCGGACUUUACAAAUUACCUACGAACAUCGACAAACUUGAACAAGUGGAAAAAAUCGACGGACGGUUGAUCGUUACCAACAAUCGCGCCGUGAAAGAUUUAUCGUUUUUGAAAAAUCUCAGAGAGAUCAAUAACCCCGAGCUAGACAAACCUGGCCUUGUGGUCAAGAAUAAUAGAAAUUUCAAAAACAAGGGUCUAGAUUCAUUAAUAAAGGUUACUGGAGGUGAAGGGAAGAUUACUGCUGCCCAGACAACUCGCCGCUUAGUUUCCACCGCGAGAAAAGCGAAAAGAAAAUCUACGUCUCUUUCGACAAAGGAGACAACUGCAACUGUCACAACAAGAAAAGUACUUCCUGUAAUCAGAAGCCGCCAACCGCCGGAAAAAUCAAAAGACUCAAAUAAGAAAGGAAACCCAGAACCUGAUUCCACAGAUGCUUCAAUGCCAAUACUGAGGAAUGUCAAGCUCAAGAAGAAUAAAGAAAAAAUGCAAAAACUAGCAGAACAAAAGGGACCUGCAGCUAACGAAGGAUUGUUUUGGCUAGCAAUCCACACUAAGAGAAGUGGCUAUCGGAGUUUGGAAAAAUAGAAUUAAGUCAAACAAAUAUUUUUACUACAUUAUGACAAACAAUGAAUAAAAAAU
This is a messenger RNA of Cylicocyclus nassatus, 2298 nucleotides long. The record is from the annotation of a GenBank genome assembly. NCBI's taxonomy places the organism in Eukaryota, Metazoa, Nematoda, Chromadorea, Rhabditida, Strongylidae.